Molecule: messenger RNA, 211 nt
Organism: Paraglomus occultum
Lineage: Eukaryota; Fungi; Glomeromycota; Glomeromycetes; Paraglomerales; Paraglomeraceae
Source: the annotation of a GenBank genome assembly
AUGGGUUAUUCGAAAAGUCAAGGAAAUCGUCCUAACGAACCUUUAUCACCUAGAGAACAGGAAUGGGCAUCCAAUGUAAUGAUAGGAGGUAUUAUCUGGAGUGUUGCCACUAAGGAUAACCCAUGGGAAGGUGAGGCCGAAUCAUAUGACUUUACAUUAAUGUAUCCAUCCAUAUUGGCGGAUUCUCAUAAAUUGUGGCCUGUGGGUGCUG